Messenger RNA from Annulohypoxylon maeteangense, 1386 nucleotides. RefSeq lists its product as uncharacterized. The coding region runs from base 246 to 1121 and encodes 291 amino acids. The transcript is spliced from 5 exons. The record is from RefSeq and is a predicted model, not a curated record. NCBI's taxonomy places the organism in Eukaryota, Fungi, Ascomycota, Sordariomycetes, Xylariales, Hypoxylaceae.
AGCCUUUUCGAGAUACGCAAUAAUAAUCAUAGAUAAAAUACAGCCAUACUUUACUUGAUUGGGAAAAUGAUGAAUUACCAUUAUUAUUAUUAUUUUGGAUUGGACGUGGUUGGUAAAGACUAGGUACUUACGUCCAAUCUAUCACUUAAUACUAGGUACCAGCCUAGCUUCUGAGGUUUUCAAGUUCAGUGCAUUGCAGCCGUGUUUUCAACCUUCAACGAUAGAAAGCAUGCGAAUACUUUAUUAUGCCGGCUGAUAGAACCUCCUCGAAAAGAUCGGGCCAGCGGCAGACUGGCCUAACACGGAACACUCGCUCCCGGAAGCAGAAUGUCGACGUCCUCAACGAAAAGAACGAGCCCGCUCACACUUCGGAGGGGGACCUGAAGCUUACUGGCCCCAUCGAUGGCAACACGGGCCUCGAUUGGGACUGGGUAAAAACUCUCGAUCAAAAUCCAGAAGGGAAAAGUUAUUUUCCUGCCCAAUUCACGCCGCCUACUAACAACCCCUUUACCGGCGACGAUGACAAUCAGCCGGAAGUUACCGACGAUACCGAUCUGACCGAAUAUACCUCCUGGGUGUUAGCGAAGGUGAAGAAGGCGGCUGUGAGCAAGGCCGUCGUUUCGAUGAUGAAAGAUCCAGAUCUUAAAGCCAAAUGGGCUAUAUCUUUAAACAACCACCACUUUUAUCGAAUACGCCGUCGCCGAGAGUUAAAACUGGUCCAGUUCCAAUCACCCCCUACUAAUUACGAAGCUGCGUACGCGGCAAUGGUCGGUAUCGUUCUGCCCCCAGAGCGCGCUUGCAAAAACUGCAAGGCAAACCAAGGCCCUUUUCAGAACUGUAUCGUCGUACCAGGCUACCUCCGAGGCGCCUGUGCUGGGUGUCAUUAUAAUAGCAGUGGCAGUAGAUGCUCACACCGACCUGAUGGAAGCAAGCGUUUCCGGGUGGCCGGCGUGUCUACGUAUGUCCCUUUUUCGUCACUGGCGCGUAUCGCCACCGCCGACAGAUCUCAGCCAACUGCCGACAUGGCCCCCAGGGCAAUGAGAGACGUCAAAGCCAAAUUGCGCGAUAUCAUCAACGAAAUCGAAGAAUACGAACGUCAGGGGUUGAUAGGGGUUUCCUAAGGCUUCCAUCACAAAAUUCAUGUUAUCUCCUUUAUUGGAUUACACCCAAAGCCAGAGCGGUCGGUGGUAUGAGGGGCUCCUAAGUGAAUAUUAAUAAAUAGUAACAAUUGGUUCUCCUUUCUUCCAGGUAUUACUUUCUCGUGUAAACUGCAGAAGGACAUGCGGAUGUUUGCCCUACUAUUUGCCUAGUACCUAGGUAGGUAUGUGAAUAAUGGAUGAAUAGGUAUCUAAGGAGAAUGCCUAACAGGAUUUUAUCUACCCGUAA